AUGGACGACUUUUUCAACCCCCCCACGGACUCGAGUUCGUCGGACCCUACCGCCGAUUUCCUCGCUCGUGAAAGGGCCGCGUUGGGCGAAAGCUUUGGUGACGCGACGACGACCGGUGCCGCUGCGUCGAGCUCGGGCAAGGACUAUGAACGAUCCGCCUCCGCUUUCCCCGAUCUGGAUGCCCCUGGUGCUCAGCACGAUGAGGAUGACGAUGAGGAUGAUUUGGACUUCUUGGGAGGUGCAUCAUCGGCACCGGUUCGGGUUGGGGUUGGCGCACCGACAUCGAAUGGGACGGGUGCGGUCAGCGUGACGAACCAUACCGAGUUGGCCGCGUUCGAGCAGGAUUACCCCGAGAUCGAGCUCCCUUCUCAGCAGGUCAGUCCAAGCUCCAAGCUCCAAGCUCCAAGCUGGGUCGUUCUAUCGUAGAUCACACUGACGCCGGCUCUCUCCUCUCUCUUGUCGCUUCCGUCUCCGUGCUCGCGCGCGUGUGCACCUGCGGGCAUGCGUGUCACCCCACACCCAACCCAACCCAACCCAUCUCAUCCCAACUCGACAACUCACCGACCGCUCACAGUCGAACGGCUUCAACUCUUCUUCAAACAACGACAACCGCUUCCAUUCGUCCCAACCCCCUUCCACACCCGCCUUCCAACCCGGCACCGCCGCACCCGCACCCGCAUCAGAGCAGGACUCUGAAUUCAUACAGUCAGCAGCUCCACGCGAUCCAAACGCUUGAUACGACGCAAACCCCUUCCUAACCGUAGCCCGACACGUAUGCGUCCACAGAUCCUGGCGCGUGAAACAAAAGGAGGAGAUCGCGCGGAGGGAAGAGGCGUCCAAAGCCAAGCGCGAGGAGACCAUCGUCAAGGCCCAGCACGCGAUCGACAACUUUUACAAAGAGUACAACCAGAAGAAGGAGAAGAACAUCGCCGCCAACAAGUGCGUUGGGAGAACGCCGGCCUUUGUGUGCGAUAGAGCCCGCAAUCUGACCCCCUCAUGUUUCGAAAACAGGGACGAAGAAGCCGCUUUCAACGCCGCUCAAACGGACGCUUUGGCCAAGGGUACGACAUGGGAACGCGUGUGCGCGCUCGUAGACCUCAACGACUCGCGAUCAAAGACCUCGACCAAGAGCAAGAACGACCUGACCCGGUUCAAGGAGGUGCUCCUUUCGCUCAAGAGGGAGGGAGAGAACGCCCCUGGUGCUGCCGGCUAUUAG
Messenger RNA from Microbotryum saponariae, 1216 nucleotides. Lineage: Eukaryota; Fungi; Basidiomycota; Microbotryomycetes; Microbotryales; Microbotryaceae. The record is from the annotation of a GenBank genome assembly.